Molecule: messenger RNA, 1623 nt
Organism: Coregonus clupeaformis (lake whitefish)
Lineage: Eukaryota; Metazoa; Chordata; Actinopteri; Salmoniformes; Salmonidae
Product: nanos homolog 2-like
Exons: 1
Coding region: 280-822 (180 amino acids)
Biological process (GO): oogenesis; negative regulation of translation
Cellular component (GO): perinuclear region of cytoplasm
Molecular function (GO): mRNA binding; zinc ion binding
Source: RefSeq, a predicted model, not a curated record
ACGUCAAACAGAAUAACCGUUAAACCUUUCAUUCUCUCUGACAGACAGCUCAACAUCUACUCAUGUGUUGCACUUGAAAAAGUUCAUGUCAAAACAAUAACAAACUGCACGUGGCAAUGUUUACCACCUGGCUGGGGCCAGUCCCUUGGGACAGACAACACACUUCGCAAAUGCCGCCCCUUUUCGACCAGACAGACAAGCUACAUUGUUAAAAUGUUUGGCCCGGGCCACUAGGCUACUAUAAAUUGCUGGAAUGCAUCCAGGCCACAGACAUUAUUGAUGUGGAGUUCCAGACGCCUGUACAUGAUUUUCGCGAAGAUUACAAUGCAAAGAAACCUCAUCGCUGAGGAGAGCAGCCUCGCCCCGCCCCCGACCCAUUAUUUCGACAUGUGGCAUGACUACAUGAACCUAGGGAGGCUGCUGGAGAAACUGUGUGACGUCGCAGAUCAGACAGAGACCUCCUAUACCCAGCUGAAGGAGCAAGUACCGGACGCCGAGGACCAGACCGGUCGCCAGGAGCAACCGUGGUUUCGUCUGAACUCGAUCGGGACUGAGAGCCUGAGUUCUGCAAGCAGCAUUUCAGACAACACGAGCCACAGCAUGGCUUCCGGCGAUUACUGCGGCUUCUGCAAGCAAAAUGGAGAAACGGCAGAGAUCUACCGGAGCCACAAACUGAAAUCCAAAGACGGCAAAGUCAUCUGCCCCAUUCUGAGGACCUACAUUUGUCCUAUGUGUGCCGCCACCGGAGACAAAGCUCACACGCGCCGAUACUGCCCACAGCGCAACGAAGUAGUGCCGAAAUACCGGUGGGCUGUGGAGUAGAAAAUAGUUAAAUCAAUCUGUAAAUAUGUAUGUAGAAAAUAUAUCCAACGUUCUUGUUCACUGUUAGGUAGGCCUAUUUUUACCAUAUUUUUUUACGCAAAGUGGCCAAUGCGCCUUUGACAUGUUCUGUUAUAAAAAAUAAAUAAACCUAUUUUCGUACAUGAAAUCGUAUGUGUUCACAAUCUUCUCAUUCAGGUGUACUAGCUCCUUAUAAAACAUUAACUCUCCUGCCAAAAUGCACCCUAUUGUUAUGUGGGAAAGAAAUCAUAACAUGUUAAUUACAUAUUAUAGUUUUAUUGAUGGCAAUUACCCAUGGAUCUUAUUUUAUUACUCAUCCAGUAACAAUCAUGGCUUUAAAAUGAAAUCGACUUCCUUAUUAUCCAAAGUCACCCUAGUCCAUUUAAACAAGCAAUAGAAAAAUAUAUACUAAUACUUUGUACAAUACUGGUUUUGGUCCAAACAAAAGUGGAUCAGAAAUGCCAAUAUACUUUUAGUCUUCAAAGGAUCCCAAUUUGCAUUUAAGUUUUUUUAAAUGGAUUUCAGGCAACUUUGAAUAUAGGGAUUUACAUAAUAAAUUCUAAUGACAAAAAUGCUGAAUGCGGAGUUGGUUUAACACACAAAUUCAACUUCACAGAUAAAAAAAAAAAGCAAAUGACUAUUUACAGGUUUUUAUAAUAUUCAAAGGCCAAUUAAGAGAGAGCGGCAGAAGGUGAAGGGAAAGAACAUGAAUCAUAAUAAAGGGAAGAGAAAGAGGGAACAAGAGAAAAUAUGAGAAUAAAGGAGAGGAGAGCGACAGAGGGG